GUACUGCCUUCCAAGGUUUCACCUUUAGGCGUGGGCGUGCCUCCUAUUAAUCAUUUACUUUCACUAUGUUUCAUUUUGUGUUACCUUAGCCUGCUUCGUCCCCUCCCCCGCAACCCCCCCAAAUCAUCGCGACUUGCCAGUCACGACAACUUGUUGCCUAAUUCCACGCAACCAACCAAUACCUACGACCUGCAUCUUAAUAUCAUAGAAGCAUCUAGUUGUCAAUCUUUCAAUCUUUGAGCCCUGCAAUGUUGUGAAUGUCUUUCUUCUUUUCCAUAGAGUCUGGGACUCAUAUUACUCCUAUAACUAGGUACUCUCCAGGCUCUCUCUAUUUCGCCAUCACUCAUUCUUCUCAUUCUUACUUUCUACUUCUCCAUCUGACAAUAGUUGGUCACCUUCACAAAACAUCAAUCAAGCUCUAAUUAGAUGUUGGAAAGCUGUUUACCAAUCUAGCACCUAUCCAAACUAAACUACAAUUAGCCUCAGGCAGCUAUUGUUGAUCAUUUGACCCACCCCCUCAGCUACUCUCUUUGGCAAUCGCCCUACCCUACCUGUACUUAUUCUGUGUGCACCCUGGUUUAGUCAAGUCUAAGUCUUUGUGCGUGGCUGCGCGUGGCUUGCCUUAAUCAAGAUGGAAGGCCUGGAGAUCUUCAUACCGGAUCUCCCCAUCGGAUUGACUGAUCAUAGUCUUCGAAAGCAGUUGGAUCCUUACAUCACCAAGACACUCGGGAUUAAAGAAUGGAGUUGCGAGAAGAACCGUGGGAAAAAAUUCGGGAAUAUUACUUUCCUCUAUCGAAUCCAUGGGGAGCAAUUCUUGGAGGCCUAUGGCAAUCAGCAUUCCCGUCGACGUGGCCCCCAGGCUCGCCUAGUCUUGCUUGGUAAAGAAGUUCAAUGCAGAAGGAGCAAUAGAAACCCAAAUCCCUAUCUGUUGAGAUCCCUGCUGAAGAUGGCUGAAGACGAGAACCUAUACGAAGACGAUGAGCAUGAACAACCAUUGAUCAAGAACAAAGAUGUCGCAUUCGAAAUUUACAGCUUUUCCUGCGGUCAUUAUGAAUAUCCAGACGGCACAUUUAGUCACGCCACAGAUAUUGCAUGGGAAACUAGAAGCACCAAAUCGGUGGCUAGAUUUGCUCGGGAUUCUCUUGUGAUCUCGUUGGAGGCUUACGUCUUCCCCCUUAGAGUGGAAAUCCCAUAUCGCGCCAUUUACGAGAUAAUAGAUUCCCAGAGGCCGACGUCCUUCACAAUGGCACUUUUUGAAGCACCUCGAAUCUACCACUUUGACCCUAAUGAUCCAGGUGCGUCCAAGAUUAGGCUGCCUCAGCUUAGCUCGGCACAUGCGGAAAUCUUAGGACAGUCUCUCGUCUAUCGUAUCCAAGUCUCCCCAGCCAGUUUUAACGCCAAGCUAGAAGAUCUAAAGAAAAAGGAGAAGCUUAAUUUCUCGCACUUUGACAUCCCAGAAUCCGUGAUAGGCAAAACCUACAUGGUUGAUGGAAUGAGGACGUUCCGGAAUCUGCUCAACGAAUACUAUGUUAAUUCCAUCAUUCCUUUUGAUGUUCUCUUUCAAUUCCAGGCUCUUGUUCAGAAUGGUUAUUUGCUGCCUCAGACGGUUGAAAUUGUGCUCAGACGUAUCCGCCAAGUGUCACAAACAUCACCCGCUAACGCAUCCCGCAAAACUCCUGGACAGAUAAACGGCCACAGUGGUGUUAAUAUCACACAGAGCAACGCACAUUUGGGCUGCCCUUUCUCUGCGGGGGCAGUAAAGAAGCUUUUCAAACAGACGCCUUUUCCUGGCCCGGAUAUUAGCGCAAGCAUAUUCAAUCCAGACAAUAUCUGGUCGCUCCUUGAGUCCAACGAGAAAGAAAUCCGUCAGGGUACCGCGGAAGAAUUGGUAUCUGAAAGAGUAGGUCGGAAUCUUAUCAUGGUUUAUAAGGUGCAGAUUACGCCCACCCGGAUUACUUUACUCGGACCUGAACCUGAGGCAAAGAACCGCAUACUUCGCAAGUUCCCCAAGCAUACCGGCUUCUUCGCACGCGUGCAGUUUUGUGAAGAAGAUGGGCAAGACGUAUUCUUCAACGCUCGGGUGUCACUCGUGCUUAUAUGGGCUCGAUUCAAACAAAUUCUCUUAAAAGGGGUUCAUAUCGCCGGCCGAGAAUACAUGUUCUUGGGAUUCUCACAUUCUUCGCUUCGGGCUCAUGGAGUAUGGUUCAUGGCCACAUUCGUCGACCAUAAUUCAGUCCUCCAGAUCUCUACCAAGGUGAUUAAAGAUCUUGGGAAAUUCAGCCAAAUCCAAUCACCAUCUAGGUGUGCCGCUCGGAUUGGUCAAGCCUUUUCUGAGACGCCAUUUGCCAUCGAUCUUCAUGAGCUCGGGGCGCAGGUACAAUAUAUCCCGGACGUCAAGUCUCGCGACGGAAGUCGAGUCUUCAGCGACGGCGUUGGUACAUUAUCGAGGUCUUUGAUGGAAGCUAUACAAGCUGCCCUACCAAAGAAUAGGGAUACCACCACGUGCUUCCAGAUAAGAUGGGGCGGUGCUAAGGGGAUGUUAUCUUUGGACGAUACCCUCCCAGGUAUGGUUAUGCGCAUUAGGAAAGAAAGCAUGGUCAAAUUCGAAAGCGAAGAUAUUCGUCUUCUAGAAAUCUGCGAUAUGGCAAAUAAGCCCAUCCCCCUUGUUCUCAAUCGACAGAUGAUCAAGAUUCUAGAGGACAUGGGCGUCUCGGGAGAAUGGUUUCUCGCCGCCCAGAACCGUGAGCUUCGAAGACUGCGUGAGAUUACCGCUCAAAUUCAAAACACGGUGGUAUUUCUCAAGAGGCAAAAAAUUGCAGAGCAGAUCAACUUUUCGAAGUUCAUUCGUCGCCUCUCUAGAUUGGAAAUCGAUUAUAGGAAGGAUGGCUUUCUCUGUUCCGCCGUGGAAACCGUCGUUCUGAGGGAGGUCCGUCUGCUCAAACAUAAGGCCAGGAUUCCGGUGGAAAAGGGCGUUACACUAUUUGGUAUCCUAGAUGAAUUCAAUUUCUUGACGGAGGACGAAGUCUACAUCACCUUUGAACACGAGAAACUAGCCGGAAACAGAAACUUUAACCUGCAUGAAAAAUUAGUGUUGGUAACCAGAUCGCCUGCUCUCCAUCCUGGCGAUAUCCAAGUAAGAAGAGCGGUGAUCCCUCCACCAGGCCACCCACUCCGUUCACUCUCCAAUUGUAUCGCCUUUAGCCAGCAAGGGAUGAGAGACCUCCCUAGCCAACUUAGCGGCGGAGACCUGGACGGUGAUAUCUAUAACAUCAUCUGGGAUAAGGAGGCGGUUGACUCGGCAAUCCGAGAGUUCGAGCCUGCUGAUUACCCGCUAGUUAAGCCCAAGAACAUUGGGCGUGAGGUCACUCCAGAAGAUAUGACGGAUUUCUUCGUCGAUUUUAUGGCUACCGACCAGUUAGGUGUAAUCGCUACAAAACAUAUGAUCCUCGCGGAUAUGAAGCCUGUCGGUACCUUCGACAAGGAAUGUCUGCUUCUUGCUGAGCUACACUCUAUUGGUGUAGACUAUAGCAAAUCGGGCAUUCCGAUCGACGUAAGCAAACUCCGGAAUUUGACACGAACGGAUUGCCGACCCGAAUUCUUGGCACCAGCUCCUCCUGCUCAUAUUAUCGGUCGAACCGAGGUUGAGUUUGAAACUCAAAGACCGCCUUCCAAUGAUGAGGAUGAUGACAGUGGUCCAAGACACAAAUACUAUAAGUCGGAAAAGAUUCUGGGGAAGCUGUUCCGAGCUAUCGAUGAGAAGAAGAUCUGGAAGCAAGACAUCCAUCAUAAAAUCAACCGUUAUGAAAAUUCGGUUUGGGAUCAAUUGAUCCGACAUAUCCUAAGCAAAUGUAGAGCACUACGGGGAGUUGAUUGGCAGGCAGCUCUAGACGAUGCCUAUCGCAUCCGAGAGGCUUACGAUGAUGCGAUCUGGAGUGCGACAAUGGACUACUCGGAUAACUUCACUCAAGGAUUAACGGAAUUAGAGGUCUUCACUGGUUGUAUUUUCAGCAAGUCGGGCAUUCAGACUCGACGCCAAAGAGAUAAAUCAAUUCGACUCAAGGACGAGUACGACCGAAUCGCGAAAUGGAUUGAGGGAUUGAUACGCAAGAAGGAGGUGCCAUUGCGGGAAGGUGAAGAUGCUGACGCAGAUGAAUUCAAUGAUCAGCCCACAGAUCAUGAUGCAAGUGGUCUGGGUUCCAGUCUCGGUCCAUCGGCGCUCGACUUGAGCAUCGCUUGCCUUCAUGUUAGCACUAAGCAGUCUGACAACACCGGCAGGAGCAAAAUCGACUUACAGAGCUUCAGGAUAGUUGCUGCUCAGUGCGCGUUAACGGAAUUGGAUCUCGCCCUUGCACGACAAGAAGCCGCUUUAGCAGCGGACAUGAUGGCAGCAAACUCGAGAUUUCCUCAUGCAGUCAAAGUCUCCGAGUCCUGAUAUCGAAUUGAUGAUGUGCAAUUUGGUCUAUUACGGAUUUUCGAUGGAUCGGAAGGGCGUCUAAGAAACGAUAAUGAUGCGUAUGAAUGAAUGAAUGAAUUUACGUUCGGUCGGCUAGCUAGGUGCCAGGUAGGCAUGGUAUGAUAUGGGCCUAGUUUGUCGUGUUUGCCUAAGAGGUACCUACCUAGGUAGGUACGGGUGUGAAGGGAUGGAUGAGAUAUCAAAUCGGUCAUUGACUCCAAGGUUUCUUAGCUAUUUGUCCCGGGUUACUUGAGAGUUAGUUGUUGAUCUAGACAGCACUAAUAUGAUGUAACGCGAGUUCAUUUUUAA
Molecule: messenger RNA, 4762 nt
Organism: Annulohypoxylon maeteangense
Lineage: Eukaryota; Fungi; Ascomycota; Sordariomycetes; Xylariales; Hypoxylaceae
Product: RdRP-domain-containing protein
Exons: 5
Coding region: 632-4432 (1266 amino acids)
Biological process (GO): siRNA processing
Cellular component (GO): nuclear RNA-directed RNA polymerase complex
Molecular function (GO): RNA-directed RNA polymerase activity
Source: RefSeq, a predicted model, not a curated record